Molecule: messenger RNA, 13796 nt
Organism: Coregonus sp. 'balchen'
Lineage: Eukaryota; Metazoa; Chordata; Actinopteri; Salmoniformes; Salmonidae
Source: the annotation of a GenBank genome assembly
AUGGACCAGGUGCCCCGCGUCACCAUCUCACAGGGCUACGACACUCUCAGCUCCAUGGCUAACAUCGCAGGGUGAGGACAGAGCAGGACAUGGGACGGGAUGGGUAGUGUGAGAGGGGAAAACUCUCUGGGCUGGGUCACUCACUGGUCUGCUUAUGUGUGCUUUAAAGUAAUUUCAAAUGCAACUAGAAUGAAUGUGUCUGAGGGAUUUUAUUUUUCUUCAAUUUUAAUGACAGAGUUGUCAUGUCAUUAAAGGAGAAGUUUACCCAAAAUCCGGAAACCAAGUGAUUCCAUACAUUAAAACUAGUUCAGUGGAGUUUGCCCUCUCCCCCUCUCUCCCUGUAGUGCUGUACUGAAACAGCUGCAAAAACUCCUCCUUUAAGUAGAACAAACAUUUGCUUGUAGAAUGCAUCUGUCCAGCCACUUAAUGUCAUGCUGACAAGUAAAACUGUCUCUCUUGGCUCUGCUGUGUGUGUGUGUGGUCCACUUGGCAAUGUAAACACACAUGCUAUCUUGAGGCUGGGCCGGGUAGAAGUGCCCUGCCAGUAUUUGUAAUUGACCAUUCUCUGUCUCUGUGUUUUCAGAUACAAAGCUGUGGUGCUGGCAGCCAACAGCUUCGGGCGCUUCUUCACUGGACAGAUCACUGCUGCUGGGAAGGUUCAACCUGCUAAGGUGCUGAUCAUUGGAGGAGGAGUAGCAGGUCUGGCUGCUGCCGGUACUGCCAGAGCCAUGGGUGCUAUCGUCAGGGCCUUCGACACCCGGUGAGUGGGACCACCAUACCCUGCAUAUUCAGCCAUUACUUUACCAAUGAACUCAUUAGGAUUCGUCACAUUAUAGAGCUGCACUGGUCCUCUGUAGCUCAAUUGGUAGAGCAUGGUGCUUGUAACGCCAGGGAAGUGGGUUCGAUCCCCGGGACCACCCAUACGGCAUAUAUUAUUAUUAUUAUUAUUUGUUUUAUUGGGACUUCUUUAACUCUAAAAUGUUACAAAUGAUUUCCGACCACAGAUGUUUGCACCAUCGCUUUUAUUUCAACUACCCUACCCCAGAUUGGCUGCUGUCUUUAAAGGAUUGGUUAACUUUUUUUGUGUGCAAAAUCUCUAUUUUUGAUGUAGAUGGCAUGAUAUAGAAGGGUCCAGACACUUUUUUAUCGAUUUCACUUGUUUUUUAAAAACUUACCCCACUCGCAACUUCCUCAUUGUUCAUUCUGCAGUAUGGGGGCUAUAUAAAAACAUAAACAAAGGCUCCAAAAACACUUAAAUACGUCCUUUUAGAAACGGCAACGCUCUCAGUAUAGAGAUGCAGGUCUUUAGAUGUUGUACACAUGAAAUUGUGUAAUUCCGCAAUGUUAUAUUCCAUUUUGUGCGACUCUAGCGGUUUCCCCUACCAGCUGUGCUUGUUUUCUGUGUAUGCUGUGCAGCACAGCUGGUUGGAGAAACCACUUGAGUCGCACAAAAUGGAAUGUAACGUUGCAGAUAAAGUUCAGAAUUACACAAUUUCAUUUGCACAACAUCUAAAGACCUGCAUCACUAUACUGAGAGCUUUGCCAUUUCUAAAAUGACAUAUUUGUUCAAGUUUGUCUGUAGCUCCCAUACUGCAUAACGAGCAAUGAGGAAGUCUAUUGCAGGUGGUCUAAGUUUCUCAAAACUAAGUGAAAUCCCUUCUAUAACAUCCCAUUUACAUCAAAAUUGUGAACCAAUCCUUUAAUGAGAUUUGAAAGUGUGAUGUUGCUAAUUCUCCAGUUGGUGGCAGCAAUUGCAUUGAGAAUUUGAAGCAAAUGUCCUUUAGAGAACUGUAGAUUCCUUCCACUUAAUUCAAAGGAUGGGAUAAUGGGACAAAGCACUGUUUCUUCAUUUUUUUCUCUCCAGAUUCAAAGAUUUAAAUCUCACCAGCCCAACCAUUGUGUAACAAAUUGUCUACUACUUGGAUAUCUUAAAACAAUCAUAUAUAUAGCCUAAGCUCCUGCAGUGAUGCUGUAGAAUGUAUCAGGGGCUUUCAAUAAGUGCCCCCACUCUACUGCCAGUGCCCCCAUGACGUCCACUGUGCCCCUCCCCAGAGCGGCGGCCCUAGAGCAGUUCAAGUCUCUGGGAGCUGAGACUCUGGAGGUGGACAUUAAGGAGGCCGGUGACGGCCAGGGCGGCUACGCCAAGGAGAUGUCCAAGGAGUUCAUCAAGGCUGAAAUGAAGCUGUUUGCCAAGCAAUGUCUGGAAGUAGACAUCCUCAUCAGCACAGCACUCAUCCCUGGUAUGCACAGUGACCACCAACCACACACCUCACUACCCCUAUCCCCUCCCAUAGAGACAAAUCUGUAUCUAUCUCUUUGUCCUCUUCUACCUGCAUUACAUUCCCUUUACAUGUUCCUCUGCACUGCUGUCCUCCUAGUCUGAUCUGUUUGUGUUCUGGCCUACUCCAUUGUCAUCGUCAAGCCAUAAGGAGUUGGCAAGAGAGCAGAAAGACUGGCAACCAGUCUGUUGUCAUCCCUCCUUUGUUCUUCCUCAAUCAUGUAUGAAGUGCAUGUACUGCUAUCAUCAGCUCUUAUCUGUCUAAUCCUCUCAGGCUCUAAACUGCUUUAAGGCUUCAUCAGCUCAGUUACCUAGUGUAGUUAAGGUUGUGGUUAGGCCCUAUCCAUCUGGUUAACCCUGCCCCUCAAGGCUGAGUUGGUAUUAUUCCCUUCCUGUAGCAGCCUAUAACAGACCAUAAAGACACCAUAGAUAUAUUGCUAUGCUCUGCCUUCAGAAAGUAUUCACACCCUUGACUUUUUCCAAAUUUUUUGGUUACAGCCUGAAUUUAAAAUUGAUAAAAUUUAGAUUUUUUUCUCACUGGCCUACACACAACAUCCCAUAAUGUCAAAAUGGAAUUAUGUAUUUCAAUUUUAUUUAACAAAUUAAUUAACAAUUAGAAGUCAAUAACUAUUCAACCCCUUUGUUAUGGCAAGCCUAAAUAAGUUCAGGAGCAAAGAUGUGCUUAACAAGUCACAUAAUAAGUUGCAUGGACUAAUAAUAGUGUUUAACAUGAUUUUUGAAUGACUACCUCAUCCCUGUACCCCACACAUACAAUUAUCUGUAAGGUCCUUCAGUCGAGCAGUGAAUUUCAAACACGGAUUCAACCACAAAGACCAGGGAGGUUUUCCAAUGCCUUGCAAAGAAGGGCACCUAUUGGUAAAAAAACAAAACAGACAUUGAAUAUCCCUUUGAGCAUGGUGAAGUUAUUAAUUACACUUUGGAUGGUGUAUCAAUACACCCAGCUACUAAAAAGAUACAGGCAUCCUUCCUAACUCAGUUGCCGGAGAGGAAGGAAACCACUCACAGAUUUCACUAUGAACCAAUGGUGACUUUAAAACAGUUACAGAGUUUAAUGGCUGUGAUAGGAGAAAACUGAGGAUGGAUCAACAACAACUUAGUUACUCCACAAUAUUAACCUAAUUGACAGAGUGAAAAUAAGGAAGCCUGUACAGAAAACAAAUAUUCAAAAACAUGCAUCCUGUUUGCAACAAGGAACUAAGGUAAUACUGCAAAAAAUGUGGCAAAGCAAUUACGUUAUUUUCCGGAAUACAAAGUUUUAUGUUUGGGGCAAAUACAACAUAUUACUGAGUACCACUCUCCAUAUUUCCAAGCAUAUUGGCUACAUCAUGUUAUUGGUAUGCUUGCAAUCCUUAAGUACUGGGGAGUUUUUCAGGGUAAGAAACUAACUGAAUGGAGCUAAGCACAGGCAAAAUCCUAGAGGAAAACCUGGUUCAGUCUGCUUUCCACCAGAUACUGGGAGAUGAUGAAUUCACCUUUCAGAAGGACAAUAACCUAAAACACAAGGCUAAAUCUACACUGGAGUUGCUUACCAAGAAGACAGUGAAUGUUCCUGACUAGCCGAGUUACAGUUUUGACUUAAAUCUGCUUGAAAAUCUAUGGCAAGACCUGAAAAUCUAGCAGUUAUCAACAACCAAUUCGACAGAGCAUGAAGAAUGUUGAAAAGAAUAAUGGGCAAAUGUUGCACAUUCCAGGUGUGGAAAGCUCCUAGAGACUUACCCAGGAAGACUCACAGUUUUAAUCGCUGCCAAAGGUGAAUCUAACAUGUAUUGACUCGGUGUUGAAUAGUUAUCUAAUCAAGAUAUGUUAUUGUUUAUUUUUCAUUAAUGUUUUACAAAUGUUAGAAAAAAUUUUCCGCUUUGACAUUAGAGUAUUUUAUGUAGAUUGUUGACUAAUCAAAAGAGAACCAUCGCGCUCUCCCAGAAGCUUGGCUGAUGCGUAAAACCCGCAAAUUCAGACAGACAAAAAUGAUUUGUGGUGGGCUAUCUCAUGAAUUGAUAUAAUGUAUUUAGGUGAGCGGACACCUGGGGCGGUUGAUUUGUGAGUUGCCCUUCGUGCCCGCUCCUGCUCCCAUACCCUACAAUUCUAUAUUUGUUUGUGACUAAUUUGUAUACAGGUAGACCAGAAAAGCCACAUCCCUGAUUGGCAGAUGAGUGGCAACCCUGAGUGGCAACCCUGCUGCUCAUCGGUUGUUCUUUACAAAUACUGUUUUGAAUUAAAAGAAAAUGUUACCUACACACUGAAGAAGGCUGUAAAGCCGAAACGUCUGUGUACACUAUCCCUGAUGCAGUGAAAAUAAUUUAAAGAGUUGAAUAAUGAAGUAAGCUUUAUGCGACAUAUUUCUGAGUGCAAACCCAUUACACCUUUUUGUGUGUAGAUAGUUGACAGAAAAUGACAAUUAAAUCAAUUUUAAUCCCACUUUGUAACACAACAAAAUGUGGAAAAAGUCAAGGGGUGUGAAUACUUUCUGAAGACACUAUAUUCUCAUCCCUUGUUUACAUUGGUAGACGGCCUUGAUAAGAUAUGCAGCCGUAGUUGUGAAUUACAUUUUCCUCUCCACUGACAUGGCAUGUGGUUGAACUGGUGCCAAAGUCAUUGAUGUUGUGUAGUGGUCCCAUGUCUAGGACAUGUUGUCCUGUUCCCUAUACUAGCACUACAGGUCCUGUUGGGUGGAGAGCAGUGAUGUAGUCUUGGUCUCGAGUCCAGUCUCAAGACCACAUAUUGAGUGUCUCGGUCUUGUCUCUGCGUCAGAUACAUUGUUACUCAAUAUUGACUCAGUCUCGGACAGUGAGGACUCGUAAUUUCUUGCUGAGACCAGAGGAGUAAAAAACUCAUAAGCUUCCAAUCAUUCAGCGCAAAAAAAAUGAUUGCCUAUUGAAACCUGGGAUCCCUACUUUACUCGUAAAGAUAUCCUAAAACUUUGUCAGAAUUUCCUUGACUUGCUGGUAGGGAAGAGUCGGGGAGAUUUUUGGAAGGUUGCACGCUCACUAUUAGUAGGGGGAGAUGGGGGGAAAUUGUAGCAGUAUUUCCAUCUAUUAUAGACGUUUGCACAAUGCUGAGCCUAUGUGUUACAGGCUUGUGAUGCUGAAACGACAGCAACCGUAAUACCAGCGCACUCUCAACUGGUUGUCGCAUGGAGCAGCUCACAGAAGAAUGACAUCGGUAGGAAAGAUGUUUCAACUUAUAUCUACCAGUAAAUGCUAACUAAGGCAACAAUGGGUAGGUCCCCUGUAGCUCAGUUGGUAGAGCAUGGCGCUUGCAACGCCAGGGUUGUGGGUUCGUUUCCCACGGGGGGCCAGUAUGAAAAUGUAUGCACUCACUAACUGUAUGUCACUCUGGAUAAGAGCGUCUGCUAAAUGACUAAAAUGUCAAAUGUAUGCAAACCAGGUAUAGAAAAAGUUCAGUAUGUAGUCUUGGUUAGUAGGCUAUUUGCGACGCACAUUUCAGUCAUCAUGCACUGUUUGCAUGAACAUUUCUAAAGGCUUUCCCAAAAAACCUUCCCAAUUAAAUAUUGACCACAAUGUAGGCCUGCCAGAGAGAAAUAUAUCAUGCUGAUUUUGAUCAAUGGGGAGGGCAUUUGUUUUGCUCAAUUGAAUUAAAGGGCAACUACACCCUCCAAAAUAUAUAUUUUUUCAAUUUUUCCCAGACCUAAAAAAUGGGCUCCUAAAGUGGUUUAAGGAUUGUUGUGGACUUAGAACAUCAGAUUUUUGUCGUUAAAAAAAAGGUGUGAUUUUGAGAGCGAAAAUCUGACAAAUCUAUUGGAAAACAUAUGAUUUUUCACACAGGGCGCCUUUCCUUCACACAGGACCCACUUCUCCAGGCUCCACUGCAUAGGGCCUAUGGAAAGACAGCAGUCACACACAGCAUGAUGUUAAAGGACAAGCAGUCCAUUCACUCUGACAAAAUAAGCCAGUAGGUCCCAAUCAUAAGAAUACAAGAACACAACCAUUAGGCUAAGCAUUUCCCAAUUGAAAUGUACAACUAUUACUUCCCAUUCCAAAAAACAUUUCACAUUUACAGUAGCACACGAGGUAACCGUGAUGUAAAGCUUAAAUGCAACAAUGUUUCACACACAAGUUAUUUUCAAAGAGAUGGCUAACAGCAUGCAAGCUGAACCCUCCCCCCCCCCCCCACAUUUCCACUCACCAGAUGAUGAUAAUUUGAAACUUAACUUCUUGUUUAAAGUUAUUAUUGAAAAGGGACAAGCUAACAAAUUAACAACAACAUCCUCUUCGAUAGCACCUGCUACAGCUAGCUAGACCGUGGGAAAACUACUGCUCGCUAUUGCACAGUGACCUGUUGGCCUUAGAGAAGGCAGAAGUUUCCAUACGUUUUUGUAAAAAUGGUCCCACCCAGUACAAGUCAAUGUGAUUGGUUGAUUCCACUGUCACUCCAAAAUGUUGCCCUAAUACAAUUGAUUGGCAGAUGCCUUCUAUCAAGAGUAUGAUGGCCUAGCCAAUGGCUGACUUAGCUAGCUAGAUUUAUCUCCCCAGAGACCACCAAAGAAAAAUCCUGAUUUUGAUUUUUUUUCUCUUCAGUGUUAUCCCUUGCCUUUCUAACAAAAACUGAAGAGAUUAAAUCAGAACAUCAUUUUAUAAAUCCUUAGCCUUACUCUGAAAGCAUAGAAGGCCCUCAUUGUUCCCCACUGUGUUUGGGUUAGUAAUCAUUUGUAGAGUGGCUCUAUUUGCCUUCAGCAUGCCUUUUUUCACCAUUCUGAAUGUCUAAAGAAUCCAUAUGUUCUUCUGAAGUAUGAACACAGAAAUACUGGACAUGUUGAACUCUUAUUAUGGUGGCGAUUUGACAAAAUUACAAUCAUGGUCUUGAAUUGGAGUCGCAUUUUUCUGGUCUCCCUCCCGAUCUCGGUCUUGACUCAGUCUCGCCCCCCCCUCCCCCCAUCCGGUCUUGGUCUUGAAUCGGUCUCGCUUUAGGUGGUCUCGAACACAACAUUGGUGGAGAGACUGACUCUUUUGGUCUGGUCUACACAAGCCUACCCUAGCCUGAUCAGUACUGCUGUGUCAUAUUCUGACCAGUUCAACUUGACCUUGGAAGAGUUUCUCUGUAUUCUCAUCACAUCAGUUUACUUUGAAGCUAGUGUAAACUUCAGAAGGGACCCGAAAACAGUGCCUAGCGUAAACCGAGAACAACAAAUUGCAAUCUGUUUAUUUGCCAGGGUUUGAUUAAUUGUCUUUAAAUCUAGACUUUAAGACAUUGUUGUACAAAAUGCUGACUAAAAAGAGAUCAACUGCUGUGCUGAUUGAGCACCCUGCUGGUACUGCAGACAACAAGCUUAUUGAACAUGGUUUUGACCUCUCUGACCAUGGUGCUGUGUCCUCAGGUAGCAAGGCUCCCAUCCUGAUCACCAAGGACAUGGUGGAGAGCAUGAAGGAUGGCUCAGUGGUGGUGGACCUGACUGCUGAGGCUGGAGGAAACAUGGAGAACUGUCUGUACACAAGGUCAGUCAAGACAAUCUGUUAUUAUUCUCAUCUUAAAUCUCAUCAUUUGAUUCUCUUUUGACACUGUGGUGAACCUACUUAUGUCUGUAUCAUUUUGACUGCCUAGACCUGGUACCACAAGGUUACCUACUCAAAUUGUGUAAAUUAGUCCUUUUCCAAAAGGUUGAAAAGAGAAGAAUGCACAAUUUGUCUUUCAAUAAAAUAGCUGCUUCUGUUAUUUUUAGGGUGUGACCCACAUAGGCUUCACUGACCUGCCCAGCCACCUGCCCAUCCAGUCCAGCACCCUGUACUCCAACAACCUGACCAAACUCAUCCGUGCAAUCAGCCCUUCCACUGAGAACUUCCACUAUGAGGUCAAGGAGCAGAUCAUCUGUUGUCAUGCAGGUGAUGUGAAGCAGCUGGGUUAGGUUGCAUCUGUUUUUAGCACAACGAGGGAAGACUGGUUAAUCAGGGAAUCUAUGAUGAAUUGACUUGCUCUACCUCUGCAGUUGGCAAAUGAAAUGGGUCUGAAUGUUUGGUUAUGGUAAUAUGUUUUGGAAGAUUUAGGUAAAAUGUUUUUUUGAACCCAUAGGCUGUUUGUUUGCAUUGUUGGUAGGUCUAACAAUGUUCUCCUCUCUAUCUGUUGCAGAAUGGAACCAACCUCUUCCCAGCUCCUCUGCUCGAUAACAUCCCAGUGGUCAAGAGCAUGCAUGAGCUGGCCAAGGAGAAGGCUGCUGCCGUGUCCCCCUUCAAGGCUACCCUGACCACCGCUGGCAUGUACACUGGAGGUGAGACACACCAACACUGACUGCCUAGACACUUCAUUCAUUUAUACUUACCUUGCCUUCCAGGGUCAUUUUCAGUAGGUACCAAAUGGAAGAAAACGUAGUAAAAUGAUUAGAAACUAACUGGACUUAAAUAAGAAAUGCUAAUUUAAAUGUUCUGUUGCACAACGUUUUGCUACGGUGUGCCCUAAUGAACACCACCCCGAUCUAAGUCAGUUGUUUACUUAUUUAUAAUGUAAGGGGAAUAAAAUGGUUGACACAGCAGAAAGCAGAGGAUCCAGAGCAACACUGCUGGCUGUCAGGAUAAUGGCCUCCUAAACCGAGCCGUGUCAUAAGUCUCUGUGAGCUCGUAUGGUGGUCUCCCUCUCUCUCUUUCUCUCGCUCACCCUGACCUGGGUUAACAGGACUAUCGUGGGGGGUUAAAAGCAGCCUGUUAGUGUUUUAUUACCUUUCACAUUCAUUACAUUGUUCUAUUCUCUACUAACACUCGCAAGUCAUCCGCAUAGCUGACUAAUCUGGGAAAGGUGAGCUGUGACCCCAUUCUGAGAGCAGCACCAGCCGUGAUUAGACAUAAACGCCUCCCUGAACAGAAAUUGGUGCAGAUUAUUUCUAUUGGUUACAGGCGGAGGCUCAGAGGUUAGUCUGUGAGAGAGAGGAGGCAGGCAGUAACUGUCUGCUCUGUUCUGUUCUGGAAUCAGAUCAAAGAGACCCAGAGAACAUGGCCUUCUUCCCCAACAUUCAGACAAAUGAGCCACAAACUGGGUUCACACGUAAAUAAACAACCUGAGAUAAACAAACAGGCACAUUCAUCUUUCUGUCCUUUCAUGAGUUAGUUUGCUCCGUAUCUCUGUCUCUCCCCUCUGAAGCCACGGAAGGAAGGUGCUGCUGGAACAUCUUGAUUUCCUGACCACCGGAUCAGCCAUGCGAGAGGCCAGAAAGGCAGAAUGGCUGAGAGCCCCUUUGAAAUGAGGAUUGGUCACCUAAUUAGAACCUAACCUGCCCCCCCCCCCCCCCCCCCAAACCACCAGCAGCCCCUUAGUGCCAGGAAACUGGGAAUAAUAAAAUGUGAGAUGACGAGCCCUCCCUCCCCCUGCUGUGUCUGUCUGAGGUGGUGCUGUAGCUGUUUCCCACAGACCCCUGUUCUGGUAGUGGAGACUAGAGACGGCAGGCCUGUAAACCCCGUUCACACGUUUCCCCAUCACCAACGCCAUCUCUGGUGCGUGUUUAUGAAGACUCAUCUUAAUGAAAUGGAUACAGAAGACUAAACAAAGGCACAUCAUUAUUUUGUAAUGUAGUAUAUUCAGGAAUGUAUUUAUAUAUAUGGAGGUAAACCUACCGAAGAAAAUGCAUCUAGGCCUAAGAUGCAUCACUUAGGAUUUGGUUUCAAAUGAGAAUGAAUCACAUUUUAAAACCCAGAUGUUAUUCAUUUGAUUUACUAGUCUCUAAAAGGCAUUGCUGUAACUGUACAGAGGAGAUUCUUUCACAGAACUGGCGGUUGAUUCUCCCUCCACCUCCACACCUGCAGGUGCUCUCCUCUCAGUGAUGAGUAGGACCUGGAGGGAACAGGAUAUGAUUAAUGGUCCUUGUAGUCUGUGUGAUUUAAAGUACUACUCCAGAGUGUAGAUCCGCUUCAAGCAACUAGAAGCAUAGGUCUCAGGUACCUCUCUGUGAAUACAGGAGAAUAUAGGCUAAUAGAUUUAUUAUCAUUGAAUAUUUAUUCUGCAAAUAAAUGAGAAACUGAUUAUUUGGCUGUUAAAAUUGUAACUCAAUGUUUUGGAUAGUGGCGAGAGGAAAUUUGUCCUAGUUGCAGAAGACAUUCAUUUGCCUGCUGGUUUCAUUGCAAAUGAAUAGUUCCUGAUCAUUAUUAGUUGCCCCUUGACCCCUUUCCCACCCUCCACAUCUACUUCAUAAGCAGGAAGUGUUAUAGACGGUGUGUGUGUGUUCGCAGCAUGUUGAUUACUCUUGACACAAGCGGAAGUGACAAGCUGGCUGUGAUAUCUACUGCUUUCGGGGGGAUGUGCCUCAUUAAGCUUUUCCUUGUUCCUCCCGGCGGCGAUAGGGCAGUGCAGUCAGGACAAGGGUCUGGGUCCAGGAACCAGAAAAGGCUUGAAUGUCUUAAUGAACCCAUGGUGGUCCAACAUUAAAGCCCCCUUCAUGUCGCCCCAGACGCUAACUUCAGAAGAGGCAUGGUGGUGGCAUCCAAUGGAGCAAUUAUCUCCCUAGACCUACUGCACAGUUCCUGUCAACCACUUUAUUAGUCCACACUAUACAUACCCCGGUCCCCGCACCACCCUAGUCAUUCUCAGUCUCUCUGCUCAUGCAUUGUCUCUUAGGUGUGUUCCCCACAUAUUUGGCAUUACCUAAACCAUGCCUUUUAUUUUGGUCAUGCAAAGAAGUGGAAACAUUGAAACCAUUGGAGUUAUUGUUAUUGAUGUGCCAAAUGUAAUAAAGCUAAAAGAGCUGUUCGAGCCCAAGACGUUAGUGAAGUAUAUUGGAAUUUCAAAUUCUUAAGAGGGAGAGAGAAGUCUGUGUCAAUCUCUGUCUGGAGCGUUAGGUUACUUUUGAUGGGGAACCCAUGGUUUUGCCCAAUGGCUGGCACCAUCCUCAUGACAACUCUUUAAUCUACCUGAAACUAUUGAGUCACAAUUAGCUAAAGUCUUUCCCUUCUGAAGUCAGCCCUGAGUGGGAUGUGACGAACAGACGCUUCUGGGAUGACUGUGAUCAAUAUAGACCUGACUGGCUGACUAUCUAAGAGCUGUCUUGAUAAGUCAGCGGUAGGUAGGUGGUAUUGGUGUCUAUUUGGUCAGGUAUGCCUGUGAUCUCUAUGGCCUGAGUAUGACGCCCUUGUUUUUCAAAUGUAACCUCAUAUUCAGGGUGGAGUAACUCACCCUCCUUUCAAGGGAGGGAAACUUCAGGCGGGGAUCUGAUGGCAUUAAGGUUUCAAAGUUCACCUGGUGUCUAGAAUAUUGUGAGCAGCAUGUCUCGCUUUUUGACAGUGUGCGAGUAGAUUUUUCUAGCCUAAUUGUCUGCUGUAGGUAUUUCAUGUGACACUGAGGUAGCGUGCGGUUACCUUUUAAUUCAAACCUUGGCCUGUCUCUGUGACUAAUUGUUACUGUGGAGUUCCAGAACGGGACAGCCAGGAAAAGCUCAUUCAUUCAGUCAGACGCAUAAACACAUGGCUGUGAGCAUGUCGGCUCUGUCUGACCAGCCGGUUGUUGUGUUGUUCACUACAGUACAGCAGGCUGCAUUUGUAAGUCAUUAUAGGGCUGAUGGUUAUCAGGAUUCCCUCUGCGCUCUGACAUUUUCCUCAUUAAGCAGUGCUGCUGUGCUCUGAAGCAAUGUGUAAGGAACAUGCCUAUCUAUACAGCACUUCAAAUGGAAUAAAGCUUUGUUUGUCUGACAGGGCAAUGGGUAGAGAAGCAAUAAUGUUUCAGUGUUUUGUCAUUGUCAUUUGACAUCAGUUCAACACAUGUGGGACUAAUUGAAAAACAUGUCUGUAAUGUGAUCUAAGCUGUGCUUACUGUGUGUGUGUUUAUUCCAGGUCUGACGGCUGUGGGCGGUCUGUCUCUCAUGGGGGUUGACUACACCCCCUCCUCCACUGCUGAGAUGCUGGCUGUCGCGGCUGCCUUCAUCUCCUCAGUCAACAUCACUGGUGUCACUACUCUCUGGAUUAAACAGUAACUGUGACAACAGAUAGUGAAUGGAGCAGACAAACGGAGCUCCUCUUACCUCAACAUUGUACCCCCUUUGGAGACCGUAUAUGAGAUCUUAGAAUACGUAAGAUAUGAGGAUAUCAGACCCCUUUAGGGCCAUUUAUUUAACUUGACUAUCUAUUAAGAAACUGCUUAUUGUUCCACUGUGCCCUCUUCCUCAGCCGUGACCGUUAGUUGGUCCAUGGACCCUGUUCGUGAGAGCAGACCUUCCUUAACUCCCUUUAGGUGAAAAAUAAGGAACUUCACACCUGAACUGGAAAUGACUGAGUGUUCUUCAAAAGGACCAUGGCCAUGCUAUAAACCAGGCUUAGUCUAGCUCUGCUGAGAAGAAAUGAGGGAAUGUCGUUAAUGGUAGUGUCGGAAAAGUCUUUGGUGCAUCGUUCUAGACAGCCGCUGAAUCACUCAUUCAAAGGCAAACGCUGCAGAGGUCCAGAGGUCCCAGUCUGUGCGAGGGCGCUCCGACAGGCCAGAACACUGAGCAGGGUCAAAGAUCAUGGCAGGGAUUUAAAGCCCUCUUACCGGGGCAUUCUGGCAGAUUUUAGCCAUUUGCUGUAAAAACCAGUUAUUAUGACUCUCAGAUCUCUUUGUGCAUGUGUUCCAGAGCGCUUAAAGUGCACCUCUUUAUAUAUAUAUUUAUUUUCUUUAAAGAGCAGGUGUUUAAUUUCAAUUGAAAGUCCCUAUUGGUUGCCAUUCCACAUGCAACAUUUCUUAGUGGUCUACCGCACCACCCAUAAACCCUCAGUAACAUAAAAACUGACAUUCCAACAGUUGUUUCCUAGCCCUUCUUCUACAAUUUUUAUAUUGUCAAGUGAUUACACAAAAAAAUUGCCCUCCAAUUUAGUUUCAAUAAACUAGCCCUGACAUGUAUAGAGUACCUGCUCCUUAUACAACGGGUCGAGGAAUAGUUUUUUUCUUCCUCUGGCUCUUGCCACAAAGCCUUUUGUAUUUCCAUGUGUUUUUAUAGUGGCAGCACGGAAAAAUCCUGUGCAUGCUUUUCUUCAAUACCCGCCCUUUGCAUUCUUGAAUCUGAAUGUAAUGACUCUGAGCCUCAAGUCUGAAAUUGUUUUUUUAUUGUUGGUAUGUUUAAGUAAUUGAGGUCUGGGCUGGGAUAAAAUUAGUCCGUACAGCUGAAGUGGACAGAUGUUAGCCACUGGAUAACCUGUCUGAGUGUGGCGGUGGAGUGGCGAUGUAGAGAAACCAGAGGUUUCUUUUGGAAUGGAACGUGAUCUGCCCCAGCAGAAUGAAGUGUUCCGUCUGGUCGUUAUAUCAGGGGAGAGAUUCCACCAAGAAAACCCCCAGCUACUACAUUCAUUGAGUUGGCCUUUAGGAACCUUUUGUGCGCACACUUUUAAUGUGUUACUCAAAUAUCAAAUAAGGGCGCUAUAAAUAAUAUUUGAAAUAUGACCGUCUUCACCCUGUUAUGCCUGAAGCAUUCCAACAAGAGUGUUUGUGCAGACCGUUGUCUACCAGGUUGAGUUUGACUGGUUUUGUUCUCUUUCUCUCAGGUGGUUUCCUGGUCACCAAAAAGAUGCUGGACAUGUUCAAGUGUCCCACUGACCCUCCAGAAUAA